AACCGGAAAGUCACCGCGUACCCCUCACAUAAAACAAUGAGGGCGGGUCCUGGCAAAGGAAGCCACGCUGACUGCGCAUCUCCUGAGUGUCCGCGUCGCUCCUCCAGCUCGGCCAGAUGUCCACUCUCCCUCAGAAGGAAUCCAGGGCACCUACCACCUGUGUGGGCCUAGCCUCCACACAGGGCCUGGACAGCAACUGUGGCGAUGGUCUGGAAAGGGAAUGCUCCAGAAAACUAGGCCAGAAGCUGCCGGAGCUCUGUGGAGUGGGCGAUCCCACCACCACGUUCUCCUCUUACAGCUCCCACCUGUCCUCCAGAGGAAGCAUCAUUAAAUGGUUUUGGGACACAGCUGAGGAGGGCUACAGGGGCUACCUCAUGGAUGCGUAUGAUGAGGAUAAGAACCCCAAGGGCACCAUUAACUUGGGUACCAGUGAGAACAAGCUCUGCUUUGACCUUCUGUCCUGGCGGCUGAGUCAGAGUGACAUGCUGCGGGUGGAGCCGUCCCUGCUGCAGUACCCUGACUGGAGGGGACAUUUAUUCCUCAGGGAGGAAGUAGCCAGGUUCCUGUCUUUCUACUGCAAGAGCCCUUCACCCCUUAAACCAGAGAACGUGGUUGUUCUGAAUGGCUGUGCCUCUCUCUUCUCUGCUCUGGCCACCGUGCUGUGUGAGAUGGGGGAGGCUUUUCUGAUCCCUGCCCCUUACUAUGGAAGCAUCAAGCAGCAUGUGUAUCUCUAUGGCAACGUCCAACUGGUCUGUGUCUCUCUGGACAGUGAGGUCACUGAGCUAGGCACACGCCCCUUCCAGCUCACAGUGAAGAAGCUGGAGAAGGCCCUGCAAGGAGCUAAUUCUGAGGGUGUGAAGGUCAAAGGUCUCAUCCUCGUCAACCCCUGGAACCCUCUGGGUGACAUCUAUUCCCCAAGAGAGCUGCAGGAGUACCUGGAAUUUGCCAAGAGGCAUGAGCUGCACGUGUUGGUGGAUGAGAUCUACAUGCUGUCCGUGUUUGAGGAGUCAGUUAGGCAUCACAGCGUCCUAGGCCUGGAAAGGCUGCCUGACCCCCAGAGGACCCACAUGAUGUGGUCCACCAGCAAGGACUUCGGGAUGUCCGGGCUCCGCUUCGGCACGCUGUACACGGAAAACAAGGAAGUGGCCACUGCAGUGGCUUCCCUCUGCCGCUAUCACGGCCUCAGUGGCCUGGUCCAGUACCAGAUGGCACAGCUGCUCCGGGACCAUGACUGGAUCAACCAGGUGUACCUGCCAGAGAGCCACGCCCGGCUCAAGGCCGCCCACGCCUAUGUCUCUGGAGAGCUCAGGGCCCUGGGGAUCCCUUUCCUGAGCCGUGGGGCAGGCUUCUUCAUCUGGGUUGAUUUGAGGAAGUAUCUGCCUGAGCUCACCUUUGAGGGGGAAAUGCUGCUUUGGCGCAAGUUUUUGGACAACAAGGUGCUGCUGUCAGCCGGCAAGGCCUUUGAGUGUAAAGAGCCCGGGUGGUUCCGCCUGAUCUUCUCAGACAAGGCCCACCGGCUUCGCCUGGGGAUGCAGAGGGUCCGGCAGGUGCUUGAGAGCCAAUCCCAGAAGGCAGAAGACCCCUCUUCCUGUCAGACCCAAGAGCCCAGAGGCUAGCACAGGUGAGCUGGUCAUUGCCUCGUGGCCGCUGGGCCUGGCAGCCACUGCCGACUUGGGUCUUCAGAGCUGCAAAGACUGACUAUGAAUGAGCCAUUUGCCAGGAAGAUUGCCUCGCCCGUGAAGAAGAAUGGUUUGUUCCUUGCUUCUUUUGGUGGGACUGGGAGACUCCUUAAGUUGUGGCUCGACCUGACCAUUCCCCUCCCCCUCUAUUAAACAAAACUGGGAGAAACCAGAAGCCUCUGUUAUGAGUGAUUUACAGAAUGGAGGAGUCGUGACUGCCCUCAGCCCCCUGCAGACAUGAAGACGAACAACCUGUACCUCCUUUUUAGUAGCACUUUUGUUCUUCCUCCUUUGCUGCCAGGGAAACAAGUCUAAGGAACAACACAUGAGGAAGUAUGCCCCCCAAAUAAAAAAGAGUGAUAAUUUCCAAACUA
Molecule: messenger RNA, 2053 nt
Organism: Pteropus alecto (black flying fox)
Lineage: Eukaryota; Metazoa; Chordata; Mammalia; Chiroptera; Pteropodidae
Gene: ACCS
Product: 1-aminocyclopropane-1-carboxylate synthase homolog (inactive)
Exons: 15
Coding region: 117-1616 (499 amino acids)
Biological process (GO): amino acid metabolic process; biosynthetic process
Molecular function (GO): transaminase activity; pyridoxal phosphate binding
Source: RefSeq, a predicted model, not a curated record